Macrobrachium nipponense is the source of this 9667-nucleotide messenger RNA. It is a transcript of the gene PlexA, whose product is annotated as plexin A3-like. Gene Ontology annotation, molecular function: protein binding; semaphorin receptor activity. Gene Ontology annotation, biological process: negative regulation of cell adhesion; regulation of cell migration; regulation of GTPase activity. NCBI's taxonomy places the organism in Eukaryota, Metazoa, Arthropoda, Malacostraca, Decapoda, Palaemonidae. The transcript has 27 exons. Gene Ontology annotation, cellular component: semaphorin receptor complex; plasma membrane. The coding region runs from base 793 to 6672 and encodes 1959 amino acids. The record is from RefSeq and is a predicted model, not a curated record.
GAAGAGCGAGCAAGUCUGCCGCGAGUUCGCUUCGCCCGUAGCCCCAGUAUCGUAUGUUCUCUGGUGGGAGGAACUUGUAGUGCUUGUCGCUUUACGAUCUCGUCUUCAUUCUCAUUACUGGCCAAUAAGGAGUACUCAAGAAACCUCAUUCAUAUUUAUUUGAACGACCAACAACCUAUUCUUAUGUUUUCAUGUCACAGAUUUCCGAUCCGAGCCUACCGUUGUGAAUUUCCCCUGCCGAGAAAGAAUCGUGGCCGAAUGAUGGAUGUAAAGUGAGUGUUUCGGGGUCUCCAUUGUGGAAAAACAUCUUUGUCGAAUUAGUGUCGAGUUUUCUAUAGUAAUAUAAAGGAAAACCAGCCAGUCUUUGCAAGUUGUUUUGAGUGAGUGUUUUUGUGUGUUGAGCGGAGUGCGGUCCAGAAAAACUUGUGCCUCGACAUCUGAUAUUUGGGAGCGCUAUAACUCGUGUAUUUGUUUCAAUAAAGGAAGAUUUGAGGCAUUUGCAACACGCAUGUUGUUGAAAAAUAAAGGAAAGUGAUAAGUUUCAUUCCUGUACCAGGUCAUUUAAGGAUUACAGCUUCAUCAAUACCGCUGGAUUUAUUAGUUCGUUUAACAUGAAGAUGCUAGAAGAUUCUUGAUUAAGGAUAUAACAUAGCAUGAUAGUAAGGAGUGGCUAGAGAUGCUGUGGUGACUUGAGCGUAGAAUCCCAGCGAAUCCCUUAGUUUCUGCUCUUACAGGUCAGAAUUUUGAAUACUGAAGGUUCAGAAUUCACAAGAGCGGGAUGAUGAUUAGAAUAUGAGUGUAGGCGUAACGUUGGCGGGGGCGGCGCCCCCGGGUGGUGGAGACAGCGGAGGUGGGGGUGGCGGCCUUCUUCCGUGGGCGAAAUGGCGCUGUCUAUUGGCUGUGCUCAUGUUGCUGUUUGGAAACAGCCCGAGGGUUGUAGGGGGUGGAGAGCCCCAAGCCCGAGACUCUCUCUUCAUCGUCGAUAAGUUCGAAGACAGCGGCUUCCAGCAAUUCACUCAUCUGGCCGUGGACAAGAGCACGGGCACCGUGUACGCCGGGGGCGUCAACCGCCUCUACCAGAUGGACCCGAACUUGAACCUCCUGCAGUCGGUGGUCACGGGUCCAGUCAACGACUCCAUCGAGUGUUCGGCCAGCGACUGCAAGAGCGACUCCGUUCGGACAAUGAAGACCACCAACAAUGUCAAUAAGGUGCUCGUCAUUGACGACACGAGGUCUCGCCUCAUCGUGUGUGGCACCAUUAGACAAGGCUCAUGUCAAGUGCGUGACCUGCGUGACAUCACUGUGCUCACCCGCAAUGUCAGCGAGGCCAUAGUGGCCAACAAUGCCACGGCCUCCACCGUGGCUUUCAUAGCCCCCGGGCCACCCAAUCCGCCGGUGUCGCAUGUUCUGUACAUCGGCGUCACCUACACAGGGAAGUCCGUCUACAGAGACGAGGUUCCGGCCGUAGCUUCGAGGUCUUUGGAGGAUGACAGGUUCUUCGACAUCGCCGUCACCGACGUCACCACUAGCACAAGGAUGCUGGUCAAUUCCCUCGCCCGCGAGAGGUAUCCCAUCACCUACGUCUACGGCUUCGGCUCCGAAAAAUUCAGCUAUUUCCUGACUCGUCAGAUGGAAGACACGGACGCCGGGUCGCCCUACAUCAGCAAACUCGUGCGGGUUUGUCAGAACGACUCCGCUUAUUACUCCUACACCGAAAUCCCUAUCGAGUGUAAAGACCAACAGGGCAAACGCUACAACCUGGCGCAGGCAGCGUACGUCGGCAAACCGGGCACUGAUUUGGCUACCCAGUUGGGUAUCCAGACGAAUGACGAUGUGCUCUUUGCCGUCUUCUCCCCGUCGGAUCCAAACGAAGGAGAAGGGUCCCCGCGCCCUGACAUGGCCAGCGCCCUCUGCGUCUACAGCAUGAAGUCGGUACGAAGGAUGUUCAUAAACAACAUACAAGAAUGCUUUCGAGGCAAAGGCAGCAGAGGCUUGAACUUCAUAUCGCCGUCGCAUCGAUGUAUAGAAACUAGGAUAAAUGACCUAAAUGAGGAUUUCUGUGGUAUGGAUGUGAACACACCAUUAGGCGGUGAGCAGCCUGUAGAAGGUCUUGCAAUACUCACAUUCCCUACGCGUCUGACGGCUGUGGCUGCCACUUCAACGGAAGUGUACACCGUCGUCUUCCUCGGCACUUCUCAGGGACAUUUAAAGAAGGUUGUGAUAGAAAACCAGAACAAUGCUUUAGAAUAUGACGACAUAGUCGUCGAUGAAGAUUCGCCUGUUAGGCAAGACAUGUACUUCGACAAAGCCGGCGACCAUCUUUAUGUGAUGACCGACAAUAAAAUAUCGAAGGUGAAAGCACAAGAAUGCAGCAUUUAUGAGGGAUGUAACCAGUGUCUUGGGGCAAGAGAUCCUUACUGUGGAUGGUGUUCUUUGGAGAACAAAUGCUCCCUUCGGAGGGACUGCCGCGAUGCCACGCAGGACCCUCAGCAUUGGGUCAGCUACAAGACUGGGAGAUGUACCACCAUCACUCAGGUCAUGCCUGACAAGCUGCAGAGGACUACUGCCAGAACACUUUCUUUGAUGAUUGACAAUCUCCCAUCUGUGGAAGGCUCCUUACAAUGUGUAUUUAGUGCCAUGAACAAAGAUUUAACCACCGAGGCAAAGCGCACAGCACAAGGAGUUUCUUGUACUACUCCGAGAAAUGAUAUGUUACCUGAUAUACCCCAAAAUGAACAUCAUUUCACAGCCAAACUCUCUGUUCGAAAGUCUGAGGGACCUGAAUUUGUUUCCACAAACUUUACUUUCUUUGACUGCAAUACAUAUAGUUCCUGUACGGAGUGUGUUUCAUCUCCCUUCCCUUGUGACUGGUGUGUGGAUGGGCACAGGUGCACUCAUGAUUCAGCAGAGAAUUGUAGAAAUGAUGUUUUGGUCAAUGGUGUAAAUCGAGUUGGACCAAGUAUUCGAAGUGGUCCCUCAUUCUGUCCAAGAAUCACGUUUGUGGAAAGUAAAGAAAUUCUCGUUUCGUCUGGUACUGAUAAGUCAAUCAAAGUCAAGGUUGAUAAUAUUGCUCAAUUCAUCACACAGACAAGGUUUGUGUGUCAGUUUAACAUUGAAGGCCGUGUAACAAGUGUUAAUGCAAAUCUUUUAAGUGAUACCAUCUACUGUGAUCGAAUGGAGUUUGCUUACACAACAGCUGCUCCAUCUACCAAUGCUACUUUUGCAGUUAUUUGGGGAGGAUCUAAGCCCCUUGAUAAUCCUGACAACAUUCAUGUCUUGGUGUACCAGUGUCACUUAAUGGCAGACAAUUGCGGCAUGUGCCUAAGUCUUCCAGAGAGAUAUCAGUGUGGUUGGUGUCAGUCUACAGGUAGAUGUGAAGUUCAAGAUCAGUGUUCUGGUGGAUCUUGGCUUGACCGAGAUCGCACUUGUCCUAACAUAAACAUCACAGAUUUCCAUCCUAAGAGUGGCCCUUGGGAUGGAGGAACUAAUGUUACAAUUGAAGGAAUCAACUUGGGUAAAGACAUAGACGACAUUUACGAAGGUAUAACUGUUGCUGGAAUAACUUGCCAACCUUAUCGCAAUUCGUACGUCAAGACUAAGCAAGUUACUUGUAUGGUUGAUAGUCCUGGGGUAAAUGACUACAAAGAAGGACCAAUAGUUGUGAAGGUUGCUAGAGAAUACCGUGGAGAAUCAUUACAAAAGUACCGAUUUGUCAAUCCAGAAAUUACGGACUUGACUCCUGAGUCAGGACCCAAAUCUGGUGGGACUCUUCUUCAUAUCAUUGGAAAACACAUGAACGCUGGUAGUCGCAUUGAAGCAAAAAUUAGUGGACGCCCAUGUAAAAUACAGAGUACAAAUGCUACUGUUGCCACAUGCAUCACAUCAUCAUCAUCCAGUCUCCAGAAAAGUGAAAUUGAGAUGACUUUCGACAAUGGACGCCGUAGCCUUCUUGGGAAGUAUUUCACAUAUGUGGAAGACCCUACAAUCCAGUCAGUGAAGUCUGGAAGAGCUGGGCAAGCCGGACUUAGAAAUGGGCCUAGGGGUAUACCAAAAGGUGGAAUUAUUAUAACAGUUGAUGGAACAAACUUUAAUGUCAUUAAGGAGCCAAAGAUGUAUGUGGUAUACAGGGAAAAGGAGUACACUAGUCCAUGUGAAGUAAAGAAUUCCACACGGAUGGAAUGCUUGUCUCCAGAGAUUUCUAACAUUGCCAAUGAACAAAUAAAUGAUGAAAAUGGAAUGAGGCUUGACUAUGGUUUCAUCAUGGAUCAUGUAAAAGCUGUGCGUGAUCUAAGUCGAUCAGGAUUUCCUGACUUUAUAGUAUACCCAGAUCCAGAGUACUUCGCAUUUGAAGAUGAAGACCAGAUUAAGCUUUAUAAAUCAGAUUACCUAACUAUCAAUGGGAAAAAUUUGGAUCGUGCAUCUCAAGAGAUUGAUGUGAAAGUGCAUAUUGGUGAGGAUUACUGCAAUGUUACUUCACUUUCAAGAUCCCAGUUAACUUGCCGCCCUCCUAAGGAACAGCCUCCAUCUCAAGAUGAAAAUCAUCUGCCCCAAGUUGUUGUAAUUGUUGGUGAAAAGCUAAGGUACCAAAUUGGACGCUUGAAGUACGCAAGCAUAACUGAUGUUGGCACACUGUCAAAGAAGCUGAUUAUUGGUUUAUCUGUUGGUGCUGUUGUAUUGAUUCUCAUCCUGGUGGUUUGUCUGAUUGUAUAUCGUCAAAAGAGUAAUCAGAAUUCAAGGGUGCUCAAGAGUAUGCAAGAGCAGAUGGACAUCUUGGAACUGAGGGUGGCAGCUGAGUGCAAAGAAGCAUUUGCUGAGCUGCAAACUGAGAUGACUGACCUUACAAGCGAUCUCAUUGGUGGUGGCAUUCCAUUCUUGGAGUAUCGUACUUACUCAAUGAAGAUCCUCUUCCCAAAUUUGGAAGAAACCACUGUACUUCAGAUGGACCGCCCAGAUCUUGUACGCAAAGAAAAAGGACUAAAACUGUUUGGCCAGCUUAUCAUGAAUAAAACUUUCUUACUCUUGUUUAUUCGAACACUAGAAUCCAAUCGUUAUUUCUCUAUGAGAGAUCGAGUAAAUGUUGCAUCAUUAAUUAUGGUGGCACUGCAGGGUAAGAUGGAAUAUUGCUCUGACAUUUUGAAGACUUUAUUAGCAGAGCUUAUUGAGAAGUGUAUUGAAGGCAAGAUCCAUCCAAAGCUUUUGUUCAGAAGAACUGAGAGCGUAGCAGAAAAAAUGUUGUCGUCUUGGUUCACUUUCCUCUUGUACAAGUUUCUGAAGGAGUGUGCAGGAGAACCUUUGUACAUGUUGUUUAGAGCAAUCAAACAACAAGUAGACAAAGGUCCUGUGGACGCAGUAACUUCAGAAGCUCGAUACUCGCUGUCAGAAGAGAAGCUUAUUCGACAAAGUAUUGACUUCAAGGAGAUGACUGUUUAUGUGUCUAUGUGCAACUUGUAUAUGAGUGGAGUUGAUGGACCUAUGGAAGGUGGUGAAACUCCAGUCAAGGUGUUGGAUUGCGACACAAUCUCUCAGGUCAAAGAAAAAUCCUUAGACGCAAUUUAUCGUUCUUAUCCAUACUCUCAGCGGCCACGUAGAGAAGACUUAGACCUUGAAUGGCGCACUGGGACUUCUGGCCGCCUAAUUUUAUACGAUGAAGACACCACAACCCGGCCAGAAGGGGGUUGGAAAAAACUCAAUACUCUGGGUCAUUAUAAUGUUCCAGAUUUGGCUCAACUUACAUUGAUACCAAAACAGUCGUCCAUCUAUAAUUAUAUGUCUAUACUCUCUGAUAAAUCUGAUAAAUCUCAUCAUAAAUAUGAAACGCUCAAUUUGAGCAAAUUUAGUUCUGCCAGUCCACCCUUGUCACGAGCAACCUCUCCCUUAAACCAUGAUAACGAAGCAGGGGUCAAGGUAGGAACGAAGGUCUGUUAUUCCAUAAAACAGGUUUGGCAUCUUGUCCGACAACAAGAGAUUGAACAGCGUGAGGGAGAACGCACAAACAAGAUGGUUUCAGAAAUCUACCUCACUCGUCUCUUAUCCACAAAGCUAACACUACAAAAGUUUGUGGAUGAUUUGUUUGAGACAAUCUUCAGUACAGCACACAGAGGCUCUGCCCUUCCAUUGGCUAUAAAAUAUAUGUUUGACUUUUUAGAUGAUCAAGCAUUACAACAUGGUAUAACAGAUCCAGAGGUCGUUCAUACGUGGAAGAGUAACAGCCUUCCCCUGAGGUUUUGGGUGAAUCUCAUAAAAAAUCCAAAUUUUGUCUUCGAUAUACACAAGUCCAAUAUCGUGGAUGCUUGCCUGUCAGUUGUAGCGCAGACCUUUAUGGAUUCAUGUUCAACAUCUGAUCACAGAUUGGGUAAAGAUUCACCAAGUUCUAAACUGUUAUAUGCCAAAGACAUCCCCAUCUACAAGGAAUGGGUAGAGAGAUAUUAUGCAGAUAUAAAAAUCAUGCAGCCUAUCUCUGACCAAGACAUGAAUGCUAUGUUGGCUGAAGAGUCCAGGAUGCACUCAUCAGAAUUCAACAGCUUAGCAUCACUUGCCGAACUCUACAACUAUGCAUUUAAAUAUUCUGAUCAGUUGAUGCUGACUUUAGAAGAGGACGAGUUCUCCACCAAGAAUCGUCUUGCGUAUAGACUAGAGCAAGUUCACAGUAUAAUGACAACAGAUCAAGACUGACAGGACGCCCCCCCUGACCCACGGGCCGGACCCGACCAGAGAGGUCCAAAUUCAGGGCCUGUGGGUCCUGGUUCCUACUCUCCUGGCCCUUAUGGAGGAUCUCCUCCACAUCAUGUAUAUCCUGGGGGACCUUAUGGUGUCUCCCCACCACAGUCUGCAGUUUAUGAUGGCCAAGUAGAAACAAUGUUUACUUAUCGUGGACAAGGGGCAGCAAUGGGAGAUGGGGGCCAAGGGGGGGUCCAAGGGAGUGGAGUUGAUGGUAAUGUUUAUGCAUUGUACGGUGUGCCACAGCAUGCCAGACACUCUCCUGGGGCAUAUGGUAGUGCACAAUUUCCAAAUAGAGGGACGCCACAGGUGUAUGAAUUUGAAUAUGAAGAACCUCGGUUCACAUGAGGCCUGGUGAUAAAUUGUGUUGUGUUUGUGCUCAACGUGAGUGUUGCUGCGUGAUCAGCAAGACUAGAAAAAAUGAAAGAACAACAACCAAGUGCCUCAGACUAAAAGGCUACAUUGGUACCUCCUAGUGAGUGUGGAAAAAGGCAACAAAGCAACGAACAAAUAUGCCAAUUUCAGGCAAUAAAGAACAGCAGCAGCAGCAGCAGCAAGACUAUUUUGAUAUGCACUACAGUCAUUUUCUUACCAAACUUCCUGGCUUCUGAUAUAGUAAAAAUGUGUGAGGCUGCAUUCUGCAGUUAUUGAUUUUGAGAUUAAAUUGGUGCUGUUAUCUUGUAUGUGUAAUGUGGGAGACUGCAUGUUGAGUGUCACUGCCUAAACUCAAGUUGGGUAUACUCUCAACUGGUGCUCGUUAUGUGUUGGAUAAACAGCAUCUUGUGUUUAGUGUCACUUUAUUUUAUUGCCAGUCCUGCCCUGAACACUUGUUUGACCUUUGCUCUUUUGUCUUCCAUCAAGAUUGCACGUGACCGACACAAGGCGCUGCUGUUUAGAAGACUUCGAUAGCUGAAAAACAACAAUUGAACAAUAAAAAAAAUCAUUGCCAAGAUGAUAUUCAUAUUACUGAAAAUUUUCCCUUUUUGUCGUUGUCGUAUAAUUUUCAAGGUUAAUCAGAUUGCCUCAGAAGACGCUGAUUAUCUAUCAGCAUUAUUCCAACAAAACUUUAUACACAGUGUAUGGAGUCACCAUAUUCAGUGGGAUUGUAAAUCCUCUGCAUCAUAGAAUUCUUUGGAUUUUCCCUGCAUUUAAAAGAAAUAAUAGCAGUUAUUCCUCCUAAUAAAUAAGCUUCUGUUUGUCCAGGUUUAUAACUGAGUGCAUUAACAUACUGCUGCUCUGUUACCAUAUGUACCAUUACUUCAAAUGUGCAAAAAAACUUAAGAUGUUUCAAGUUUUCAUGUGAUAUUUCUAUGUGUAUGAAAAUGACUGAUUAUGUGAGCAUGCGGUUUCAGCCACAUGCAUGUAUGAAUGUAUUCUGCAGAGAAAAAAGCCACGUGUGUGUUGUCUUGGUGUUCUAUGGACUCUCAUCUUUUAAACAAAGGCACUGGCAUAGUGGAGGUGAACCAUGGGAUUUCAGUAUACUAUAUUGAUACUAUAUAUUCCGCAAACAGAAUUUCAAUAAUUUCCACAGCCGGUAACACCUUGGGGAAUGUUAUAAAUUGGCCUAAACUUAUGGUUAAUUUUCAUAACUAUAAGUAAAAUUUGGUUAAUAAUUAAUAUAAAUGUAAACUCCACUAUGCUAGUUAAGUUUAAAAGAGAGAGACUAAAUGUGCUCAUGAGUAUAGCUGUUUUUCACCAAACUAUGAUUUAUUAUUUUAAAAUUUAAUUUCUUUUUCCCAAUUGGUGAUCUCACAUGCCCUUUCCAUCCCUUUUCCCAGGUUCUGUUAUUGAGGAUUUACUUAUAUCAUCGUCUUUUAUUUUAAUUUUUUUUUUUCAAUUUUGCAGUUUGGCAAAUGUGGCUUGUAAUAUUUUGGUUUCUAAAUUACAGAAUAUCUAUUUGUAAAUGGGAAUUUUUAAUGACAUCUUUGAAGGUGUUGCAGGGUUUUAGUAAUAAUGUCCCUAGUAGCAAGGGAACAGGUAAAAAAGAUAAGCGAAUAAGACUUUAUGUAUUUCCAUAUUUUGAGCUUUUAGAUAUGAAAUGAAGUGCAGACCAGAUUUUGCAAUAACUUUUAAAUGUAUGUUUCUGAAAAUGUAAUUUUUCAUAGGAUAUCUUAAAUGAUGACAACUGAGCUAUUUCUGUACUUACAGUGGUGAAAGCUCAGUGAGGCAGAGUCCUGAAUUAGAGACUCCUAUGUUAUGUUACAGUGGAGUUAAAUUACUCAUAAUUUUUUUUAAUAAUUCUCACUGAGGUGCUCAUAUAUCAAUAUCAUGUGUAAAGUUUAAGAUUUGUAAAGAUGAUAGCAAUGGCUGAGGCAAGCCAUUUCUAAACAUGUCAUAUGGUCUCGGAGCUACGGUUGAGUUUGUCUCUCGCACUCUACUCUCACACCCAUCUAUGUACAUUCAUUUGUGAAUAGUUCCUUUGUAUUAUAUUAGUACUCAUAAGAACAUUUGAUACAAUCACUACUGGUAUUAAUUAUUAAUGAUGUUGAUACAAAUUUAUCAUUGUCUACUUGGCUUGAGUCCCAGGACCAAUAUGAUAAUUUUGUUGCCCACAUUAGGAGAACCUCAAAGAAAACGAGGCAGUUUGUAUAUAUUGGAGGAAGGUCGGCGGCCUUCCACAUCCCUCUGCAUUCCAGGGUCCUGUAGCCAUGAUGUGUACUCAGUUUUACAUUUUCCCCUUUACCCCUUUUGUGCCCAGAUGUGUUUAGCUGCAGUUUGAUAACUUUCUUGUUCCAGUAUAUAUCCAUAUAUACCCCCAAGGAGUUAAUCCAUGAGCUUGGGAUGGUGAUCUGUGGCUCUGUUAUACUCAGGCCCCUGGUCUAGUCUCAUGGCCGCCGACCCUACCUGCCUGUGUACCAUGAUUUCCCGCGCGUCCCGCUGUACAGGCGCACGUUAUGUGUAUGUCAAGUCUGUGUUUCAUAUAAAUGGAUCAAUAAAUUUUUUCACUGUA